Mercurialis annua (annual mercury) is the source of this 1480-nucleotide messenger RNA. RefSeq lists its product as uncharacterized. The record is from RefSeq and is a predicted model, not a curated record. The transcript is spliced from 6 exons. Bases 293 to 1315 code for a protein of 340 amino acids. Lineage: Eukaryota; Viridiplantae; Streptophyta; Magnoliopsida; Malpighiales; Euphorbiaceae.
AAAAAAAAAAACCAAUUUGUCUCUAACGGCUAGCCCUCUCUUCUUUCAAUUUCAAAUUUCCCAAACACAAAAUACCAGAGAAAAAUCAUAGCAAUUUUCCGGCAAAAAACCUAACGGGAAACUUACAUUUUUCAUAGAUCGACUUCCUUCUUUUUAUUUGAUUUGUAGUUCCUUUCAAUUGAUUCAGUGUUAGAGUUUUUUUUUUCGUUUUCUAACGGCUUACUCUUUUUUAUCACUCUCACCCAAAUUCUAGGGUUUACAGUUCUCUUAUUUCUUGAUCGAUAAUAAAGAAAUGGAAAUUUCUCAAGAAAUCGAAGAUUACAUAAAAGAGACAAUAAAUGACACAUUAGGUCUCCCGAUCUCUACACAAACUCUUCAAUUAAAGCUUCGCGCCACCGAGGAUGCUCAUCGCCGAUUACGUGACCAGUACCUUCUUGUCGUUGAUAAAUUGCGUCAAAAAGAUCAACUCAUUGAUCGAGCCAAGGCGGAAGCGCAUAUGAAUGCUGUGGCGGUGAAGAAGUUUGUGGAGGAGAAUCAAAGAUUGGCGGCGGAGUGUGCGAACUUGGUGAAUCAGUGUACUAAAUGGGAGAGGGAGUGUUCACUGUAUGAUCGUGAUAGAGAGGCUUUAAUGGACUUUGGAAAUGAGGCUGAUGAGAGAGCCAGAGAGGCUGAGUUAAAGGUUGGUGAAAUGGAAGAGAUGUUGGGGAAGAUGUACGAGGAAUUGAAGUUGUACAAGCACCUGUAUUCGACACAAGGGGAUAAUUCACCUGUUAAGACCAUAGAUGUGGAACAAAAUUUACUUGAAUCCGUUUUAUCAACAUUCGUUGGUGAAGAUGAAGUUGAAUUAGGCUAUUCAUUUUUGGAGACCAGCAGAGGAAAUGAAUCAUAUCAAAAAUUGCAUAGAAUGUGGAAUGGCUUGAGGCCAUCAACUCAGAGAGUUUUAACUUUGGUUGCUAAAGUAAAGACGCUUCAGAAAGGCAAGGAUCAUCUCCUGGUCAAUCUUAAUAAAGCUGAAGAUGAGUUGAAUUUGCUGUCUAAAGAGAACAAGAUAUUGAAUGCGGAGAACCACAAACUAUUGAAGCAACGCCAGCGAGAACUGAACGUUGAUGGUUCAGGUGGAAUGCAUACCAACAGUGUAUCUGCUAAGGGGAACAAGCGGAAAUCAAGUCCGAAGUGUUCCAGUCCUAUCGAGAUGAAGAUUUACAGUCCUAUUGAGAUGAAGUAUGAGACGAAGGAUGUUGAUUCAGGGAGACGGCCACUAUCUCCUUUGCGGCAGAACUCCCCCGAGUUUAGGAUGAAUAAGAAGAAAAACUGAUUUUACUAAUAUCUUUAAUUUCUUACUCUGUAUGUCGGAUAGCAGGCAUUAUUGACAGUAUCUUUUUGUCAAGUUGAGUACAUGUCUAAACUUGGCUAUAACUGAUUUGGAAAUGGAUGGAAUGUUCCUUUCUCUUGAUAAUUGAUUUAUGAAGUUCAUAUGCAA